AUGCUGUUGGCUGGUGAUCUCUUCGCGUUAGACGAUGCCGUUGUUGUUCGGGACUUCUCCAAAUGCUUCGAUAAAAUCUACAGUAUCAUAUCUUCUCCGGAUUACGUGAUCAACGACAAUGAUCAGAGUGUGGUGGAAAUAUUCAUCACACGGAUCGCCUAUGCCAUCAGGGACUUGAAAGUCGUGGAACAGCAUGCCAACUCUCUCGUAUCUCUUCUGGAAUGCUGUUUAUGUCAUGAUCUGAAGCCGAGCGCAAGAGGAGAAGAUCCGCCUCAUGCGAAGAUUGCUUCAGAAAUUAUUUCUUGCCUCUUCCUGAACUACCACAGAAAGGAAGUAAUGCGAUUAGCUCUUCCUGUCGCUGUGAAAUUUUUGCACAAAGGGAACAAAGAGUUAUCGAGGAAUAUGUCCAAGUAUCUUUCUUUGGCUGCUGUUCAUAAUGCGGACUUACUAGCGCAAAGCUGUGUUCAACCUAUCAUUGACUCUGUGAUUGCUGGUGAACUAUCGUGA
Molecule: messenger RNA, 507 nt
Organism: Notodromas monacha
Lineage: Eukaryota; Metazoa; Arthropoda; Ostracoda; Podocopida; Cyprididae
Source: the annotation of a GenBank genome assembly